Molecule: messenger RNA, 1320 nt
Organism: Dryobates pubescens (Downy woodpecker)
Lineage: Eukaryota; Metazoa; Chordata; Aves; Piciformes; Picidae
Gene: YWHAZ
Product: tyrosine 3-monooxygenase/tryptophan 5-monooxygenase activation protein zeta
Exons: 6
Coding region: 145-882 (245 amino acids)
Biological process (GO): signal transduction
Cellular component (GO): cytoplasm
Source: RefSeq, a predicted model, not a curated record
CGGCGCGGUGAUUGGCGGAGACGCCGUGUGUGGAGCUGGGAGAGAGGCUGCAGCGCAGCGAGCCGCGAGACAGGCACAGUCCGCGCCGGCCGCCCGCCCCGAGACAGCCGCCGCCGCGCUCCCGCCGCGCACAGAAAUAUCAGCAUGGAUAAAAAUGAGCUGGUGCAGAAGGCCAAACUGGCUGAGCAGGCUGAAAGAUAUGAUGACAUGGCAAGUUGCAUGAAGUCUGUGACUGAGCAAGGAGCUGAGUUGUCCAACGAAGAGAGGAAUCUUCUCUCUGUUGCCUAUAAAAAUGUUGUAGGAGCCCGUAGGUCAUCUUGGAGAGUCGUCUCAAGUAUCGAACAAAAGACGGAAGGCGCUGAGAAAAAGCAGCAGAUGGCUCGAGAAUACAGAGAGAAAAUUGAGACUGAGCUAAGAGACAUCUGCAAUGAUGUGCUGUCUCUGUUGGAAAAGUUCCUGAUCCCCAACGCUUCGCAAGCAGAGAGCAAAGUGUUCUAUUUGAAAAUGAAGGGAGACUACUACCGCUACCUGGCUGAGGUGGCUGCUGGCGACGACAAGAAAGGGAUAGUGGAGCAAUCACAACAAGCAUAUCAAGAAGCCUUUGAAAUCAGUAAAAAGGAGAUGCAGCCAACACACCCCAUCAGAUUAGGCCUGGCUCUGAACUUCUCGGUGUUCUACUACGAGAUCCUCAACUCCCCGGAGAAAGCCUGCUCCCUUGCCAAAACGGCUUUUGAUGAAGCAAUUGCUGAGCUUGAUACAUUAAGCGAAGAGUCCUACAAAGACAGCACGCUAAUAAUGCAGCUACUGCGAGACAACUUGACAUUGUGGACAUCGGACACCCAAGGAGAUGAAGCUGAAGCAGGAGAGGGAGGGGAGAAUUAACCAGCCUUCCAACUUCGUCUGCCUCAUUCUGAAUUGACACAGUAGCCCAUCUGUCAUCCAUGCUGUCCCACCAAUAGUUUUUGUUUACCAUUUGACAGGUUUAUGUUACUUCUCUUUGGAUUUCUAUAUUUCCCAUGUGGUUUUGUUUGGUAUUAGGGAAUAGAGCCAGUUACCGUUGGGGGAGUUGAUCUGUUUCCAUCCGAGGUGGCCGUGCCGGGGUGUGACAUUUUUAUACACGUUUUCCAUGUUUGGCAUAGUACUCUUGGUACAUGGUGGCUUCCCACAAGGCCAGUGUUAGAACAGCUUUCUGUGUCAGGCAAAGACAGCUGCUUGUGUGUUGGUCUGCCCUGGGGAGAGGGAUGCUCAGCUGCAGCCGGAGGUGUCGGCGGCGCGGGUCCGAGCUGGGCCGCAGGUGAGGCGCGGUGGGUGGUGCACGCC